AAUGAAAUAAACGCCGGGCUAAGCAGCUGAGAAUGAACAACAGGCGUCAACAUUGCCUUUCCAUGCUCAGAAUCUGCAAAACCCUGAAGGCCAUCAAACAAAUUCACGCUUCUCUCGUCACAACCGGCCACCACACCGAUCCCUUCUUCGCCGGAAAACUCCUUCUCCAUUGCGCCGUCACAAUUUCCGAUGCUCUAGACUACGCUCGCACUCUCUUCCUUCACUUUCCAAACCCAGAUGUUUUCAUGUACAACACGCUUAUUCGAGGAUUCUCGGAAUCGGGUACGCCCCAAAACGCAAUAUUUACCUUUAUGGAUAUGUGCAGAAAAUCAGUGGACCCACCUGAUAGCUUCUCUUUCGCGUUUGUUCUUAAAGCCGCUGCGAAUUACAGGUCACUGAAAGAUGGGAUUCAACUGCAUUGUCAAGCUUUGCGUCAUGGUCUUGAUACCCAUUUGUUUGUUGGGACGACCUUGAUAAGCAUGUAUGGAGAAUGUGGGUCUGUUCAGUUUGCGGGCAAGGUGUUCGAGGAAAUACGACAACCAAACGUGGUUAUGUGGAAUGCGAUAGUUACUGCAUGUUUUAGGAGUGGUGAUGUUAAGGGUGCACAGAAGAUGUUUGAUCGGAUGCCUGUCAAGGAUUUGACUUCGUCCAAUAUAAUGCUUGCUGGGUACGCAAAAGCUGGGGAGCUUGAACUCGCAAAGAAGGUGUUUUUGGAGAUGUCCCUCAAGGAUGAUGUUUCUUGGAGCACUAUGAUCGCUGGUUUUGCCCAUAAUGGAUGCUUUGAUGAAGCUUUUGGAUAUUUCGGGGAGUUGCAGAGGGUGGGGAUGAAAGCAAAUAUGGUGACCUUGACUACUGUCCUCUCUGUGUGUGCGCAGAUGGGGGCAUUUGAUUUUGGGAAAAUCCUACAUGGAUUUAUAGAGAAAUCUGGGUUUAGCUGGAUUAUUUCAGUGAAUAAUGCUCUGAUUGAUACAUAUUCAAAGUGUGGAAAUGUGGGGAUGGCUCGUUUGGUCUUUGAGAGAAUGCCUGAUAAAAAGAGCAUUGUUUCUUGGACUUCAAUGAUAGCAGGGCUUGCAAUGCAGGGUCAUGGAGAACAAGCAAUACAACUUUUUAAAGAAAUGGAAGAUUCUGGAAUCAGGCCUGAUGGCAUCACCUGCACUUCGAUCCUCUAUGCUUGUAGUCAUGCUGGUUUUAUUGAACAAGGAUGUGCAUAUUUUUCUAAGAUGAUGGAUGUUUAUAAUAUAGAACCGACAAUUGAGCACUACGGUUGUAUGGUUGAUUUGUAUGGUCGAGCUGGUAAGCUGCAAAAGGCUUUUGAAUUUGCAUGUAAAAUGCAAAUACCUCCAAAUGACAUUAUUUGGCGAACUCUUCUUGGUGCUUGCAGCAUUCAUGGUAAUGUUGAGUUGGCAGAGCAUGUGAAGGACAAGCUUUCUGAGCUAGAUCCCAACAAUUCAGGAGAUCAUGUCCUGCUGUCAAACAUAUAUGCCGUUGCAGGAAAAUGGAAGGAUGUUGCCACUGUGAGAAGAUCAAUGACAGAUCAGAAAAUUAAGAAAACUCCUGGUUGGAGUAUGAUUCAAGUGGACAAGUUUAUCUAUAGUUUUGUGGCCGGUGAAAAGCCGAAUGAGAUCACAAAGGAAGCUUUUGAUAAGCUGAGAGAGAUAAUGUUAAGGCUCAGGGUUGAAGGAGGUUAUGUUCUAGAAGUUGUAAGUGUUCUACAUGACAUAGAAGAGGAAGAAAAGGAAGAUUCAGUGUCUAAACACAGUGAGAAGCUUGCUGUAGCUUUUGGGAUUGCAAGGCUGUGCAAGGGAAAGGUUAUAAGGAUAGUGAAGAAUUUGAGGAUAUGUAGGGACUGUCAUACAUUUAUGAAGCUAAUCUCGAAGGUUUAUGGAUUGGAAAUUAUGGUCAGAGAUAGGAGUCGCUUCCAUUCCUUCAGUAAUGGCUCUUGUUCAUGUAAAGAUUAUUGGUAACCUUUGAGUAGUAUGUCAUGACCAUUCACAUGACUGUAACUACCUUGCUUUGGUGCAGCUAAGAAGAACAUUAAGUUGGUGCUAGAGAAGGAGAAAAGUUGCAGACAGAAUUGGUGAGCCAUAUAUCUGGUCAUUAAGCAAAGCCUAAUGAAGAAAAUAUCAAUGAAGUAGCCAUUAAUUUGAAGUAAGUUGCUGAAUCAAAGGAAAAAAAUUGUAAACUAAUAAUUUACUAAACUAACGGGGGAUCUUGAAUUAUGCAUACAAAGAAAAAGAGCUUGGAGUGAAUCAUUCUUUGCCAAGAAUUCAUCUCUUCAGGUGAUCUAUUCAGGUCACAGUACUCAUCCGAUGAAAACACCGAGUCUUGCUCAGGCCCCAAGCAGCUUAGCAUGGUUACCCAUUUCGGUUGCUUGACUGUUGCAAUGGUUACUUGGAUUCUUUGUAAUGUACAUACCAUUUAGUCAGAUUUUCAAAUGAAGAUGGCAAGAAUGGGAUGCCUGAGAUACUUCUAUCUUUGAACUGAUGAGAAGAAACAUUGUUAAAGGCA
Messenger RNA from Rubroshorea leprosula, 2508 nucleotides. The record is from the annotation of a GenBank genome assembly. Lineage: Eukaryota; Viridiplantae; Streptophyta; Magnoliopsida; Malvales; Dipterocarpaceae.